AUGCACAUAGCUCCGGAUAUGAAAACUCAAGAAGCACGCGAUGAGCCCGAGAGAGCCUGAAAGCAUGGAUGAGCUGAAGCACAGCUUCAACUUAGUAUAUAUCUCCAAUGUCUUUCUCAUCUUGGAGGACAUCAGCACAUUGCUUUCGCCUCCCAUCGAAACAUCAAAAACCAAGCAUUCUCAUCUAACUAUUUGUCUUCGCUUUUCCUAAUCGUCCCGCCAUCUAAAGCUCGUCGCCUGCCCGUCUUUGCUAUUCUUCACCCUUUGCCAUCAAAAUGAGCACACCCACGCAGCUAUUUCCCCCAUGCCCAGCUUUUACCGAGAAGAGCCUCGUAGACUUGUCUAGCAAGGUCUACAUAAUCACAGGCGCAACGUCCGGCGUCGGUCUCGAGCUCGCCAAAAUCCUCUACAGCCUGCAUGCCACAGUCUACAUCGGCGCUCGUUCCCACGAACGCUUCAACACAGCCUCUUCGGACAUCAAUGCAGAACAUCCAACCUCGAAAGGCACCCUGAAGCCCUUCAUCGCCGACCUUUCCAGUCUGUCCACCAUCAAGCCAGCCGUCACCCACUUUCUUGCCAACGAACACCGCCUCGACGUCCUCUUCCUAAAUGCCGGCGUCAUGACGCCUCCAGCGGGCAGCAAAACUGCGGACGGUUUCGAUCUGGAAAUGGGAGUCCAUUGCUUAGCCGGCUUCCUUCUCGUUUCUCUUCUGCAACCAAUCCUCUCCAAUACUGCAUCCCACUUCUGCCACCCCAACACCUCCAUCCGUGUAGUCUAUGUCUCCUCACUCCUCAACCUCUCCACUCCCAACGGCGGCGUCCAACUCUCCUCGGGAGUCCCAAAGCAGCUCUCCGGUAUGCAACACUACAUGCAGACCAAAGCCGGCAUCUACUUUCUCGCGCAAGAAUUCUCGCGUCGCCAGAAGGAAAAAGGCCCGGGAACCGAUGAACAAGGUUUGGAAACGCGAAACCCGGCAGGCGUCCUGCACGUAGCGCUAAACCCGGGCUUAAUGAAGACGGAGCUGCAGCGCCACGCUCCGCCGCCUAUGCGUGGCAUUAUGGGCGCCGUCUUUAAAGGGCCGAAGUAUGGAGCAUAUACGGAACUGUAUGCGGGUCUAGCGCCCGACGUUAAGGAUGGGGAUUUUGUGAUUCCGUGGGGGCGUAAGGGAUGCGUGCCGGACCAUAUCCGGGGGAGUACAGGAGCGAAGGCUGGGGAGAAGAGCGUAAGCGCGAGGUUCUAUGAGUGGUGUCAGGAGCAGGCGAAACCUUUCAUGUAGCAGGGAAGAAUGGAGUGAGCCGAUAGAAGGGUCACGAUACAACGGCGCGCUGGUUUUGCGAGCAUGCGAAUGGCCAGAUACUGCGGGCGACGAAAUAUUACAGGGAACGGAGUUCGGGUUGCGCAUCAUGGCAAUGCUAGCAUCACAAUGUAGGAAAGCG
This is a messenger RNA of Trematosphaeria pertusa, 1437 nucleotides long. Its product is annotated as NAD(P)-binding protein. The record is from RefSeq and is a predicted model, not a curated record. NCBI's taxonomy places the organism in Eukaryota, Fungi, Ascomycota, Dothideomycetes, Pleosporales, Trematosphaeriaceae. The transcript is spliced from 2 exons. Bases 276 to 1277 code for a protein of 333 amino acids.